Megalobrama amblycephala (Wuchang bream) is the source of this 1600-nucleotide messenger RNA. RefSeq lists its product as uncharacterized. Bases 680 to 1426 code for a protein of 248 amino acids. Lineage: Eukaryota; Metazoa; Chordata; Actinopteri; Cypriniformes; Xenocyprididae. The record is from RefSeq and is a predicted model, not a curated record. The transcript is spliced from 3 exons.
UUGGUUGGUUGGUUGGUUGGUUCAUUCAUUCAUUCAUUCAUUCAUUCAUUCAUUCUCAGCCAGUCGUUUUUGACCAGGCACACCUAAAGUGUGACUUUGUACAAAAUAAAACCAUUUAAAUGCAAACUUCCCUAGUUAAACAUUAAAGCACACUAGUGUGAUAAUGUCAUGUACUGUUCGGUUGAGGUAGUGAUGGGUGCUUCGAAACACUGCUUCAUGAAGCUUCAAAUCAUUGUUUUGGAGCUUGUUUCAAAUUGUCAAAGUCAUAUGAUUUCAGUAAUUGAGGCUUUGUUACAUCAUAACUGUUUCGAAAUGUUUCGAAAUUUCAAUGGUUCACCGCUGGGGGCGAUCUCUGUGAACCUAUGAAUCAUGCGGAUUGAAUGAGAUUGCCCACCCAGCGGAAAAUUCUGAUAUAAAUUCUGAUAUCGCCUAAUUGUUUGUUUUUGCCUCGUAAAAUCUAACUUAUAAUCUAUCACUCUUUCUUUUUCGGUGGGGGAACACAUCCCCAACAGUAUUUUAUAUAAAAAACAUUUGGAUUACCUUGAUAUCGCUAGUUUUAUCCGACUUCCCGAACUUUCGCUACUAGCUUUAGCCCGUUAGCAUUAGCGGCGUGCCACGCCCACGCUACGCUAGCGUUUGUACUCUUCUCUCUCAAAAUAUUAUUGUUUCAUCUACUCUAAUGGCGAGUGUAUUGGAUGUUUCUCUACCUUUAUGUGCAGGUGAGGACACGUUUGAGCUGCAUGCGGUGCAGUUGGAACUGGAGGCCGUGGAGCGGCAGAUCCGGAUCCUUCUCGAGAAGCAGGCCGAGCUACGCGAGCGGCAGACAGCGCUGGAAACUUCUCGCGCUGACGCUCACCAACCCUCGGGCCCGAGCACCAAGAACGCGUUCAUCCCAGCCCUCGUUCACUCCGGCGCCGUCACACCAGGGACCUUGGGUGCUUCAGCAGCGGAAGGCGCGAGCCAGGCCUCGGACCAGGACCUCUCCUCCACCGCCCCCGGUCUUCGACGUCUCGACACGGAACCGCUUCUCCCCUCUUCGCGAGGCAGAACGCGACGCCGUGGUCAUCGGAGACUCCAUCGUCCGCUACGUCCACGCUACCACUGUUUUCCUGGUGCUCGUGUUCUCGAUGUCUCUGUGCAGAUUCCCGCGAUCCUCAACGGUGCCGAGACCAUCGGAGCUGUAGUGCUGCACGCGGGGGUGAACGACACCAGGCUGCGGCAGACGGAGGUGCUGAAGCAGGACUUCAGAAGCCUGAUCGAGACGGUACGAGCCACAUCGCCCGCGACGAAGAUCAUCGUGUCCGGACCGCUUCCGACGUACCGACGAGGACAUGAAAGGCUCUUCCGUGCUGAUGGCCUGCACCCCAGCAGCAUCGGAGCUGAUCUUCUGUCAGAGAACAUCUCCAAGACGCUUCGCACCAUAUGACUAGUAAGUCAAACCUCAAAUCACAGCCUGUGUUCUGCCCACUUAAUUGAUAGAAAUGUGAGUGUAGUACAGUCUAUAGAAACUGUGUCUAUUCCCCGAAUAGUGAGGUUUAACAAUAAAAAUAAAGGAUCUAGAAAAAACCUAAUCGUGAUCAAACCAGAUUUUUGUAAAAUU